AUGAAGUUCAAUUGCUGUGGCGGUAGCGAUUACUUUUUGUAUUCGUCUCCCCGUCGAAGCUUGAUAAUCGAUUUGGACGGCGCCAUGAUAAUUCCUCAAUACAAGUAUGUCCCUCGAGCGGCUUGUCGCAUGCUGUGUUGCGCAUGGGAACGUCGUUGGGAGGAAUUAGUCCGACGGUGUGAAGUCAAACCCGAUGAAGCCUUUGCCAAGACGGAGCAUUCGGGUCGAACUGCCUUGCAUUUGGCCACCUUUAACGAAGGAUGUCCUCUCGACGUGGCCGUGGCGCUACUCAAGGCCAAUCGACAUGCCAUUUUGGUAGAAGACCGAAACAGUUAUACGCCUCUGCAUAAUCUCGGAUUGUUCCGUGGAGGCGAUGAACUCAUGUCGUUGUUUUGUGACACGGCCAUCAUGGUAGAACAAGAAUUGCAGGGACGAGGCAAGCUACCCACGCCCUCCAGAACAUCGCCCUUGUAUUUGGCCGCCAAACGCGAUGCCCCCACCACCACAUUGCGAUUACUCUUGCAAACACGACCUCGAUCUCAAUGGAUUGCUCCCUUUACAGGCGGAGAAUCCUACUGGGAUCCUCAACAAACACUCGACAAAUUCUCGUCUCCCUUGGAGAUUCUCAUGAGAGGACGAUCCGCCUGUUUUGUGGGCUUGUCCACAGAAACCAAACAACAAAUGAAAGACAUGGUACAGAGAAACUUUUCAUUGAAUCAAGAGGAUGAUACUACCAAUACUACAUGUACUACUCCAACCAACAACGACAACAACAAUCAAUCGUUGAUGACAGAUACAUGUUCUGAGAUUUCGAUAGACCAGCAUGACCAAAAUGCCAUUACUAUUUGGGAAAAGUGUUUCUUGUUGCUACAGGAAAAUUUCAGAACCAUUAUUACUACAACAAACACCAAGUGUACCGAAAUGGAAAAGGAUGCAUCAGAAGACACCACAAGAAUACCCAAGCCAACAACUCCAAGUCUUGUUCAUACAGUGGCCAGUCUAAAGGUGCCCAUGCCAAUCCUACUACAAUUAGCCAUGGAACUGUUUCCCGAGCAACUUUGGCUACGUGAUGAUACUGGUAAUUACCCAUUGGUUCAUGUGCUAGAGAGCAAUCAUCCCUAUGCCACAAAACAGUUGAUACACAUUCUCCUGGAAUGCAAGAACAAAGCAGAAACAACCGAAAGCAAACAUACUACCAAUAUAACGACAACCACGAGCCGAACGAGCAGCCAUCCUCCACCAGUAUUGUACAUUCAAGAAUGUCUACAAUCCGCACUAGAAAUUGGAUUGACAUGGGACGGUGGAAUGAAGGAUAUUGUCAUGGCCAACAGUGAGGUAUUAUCCCUACCGUAUCCUCAAAGCAGACUCGUUCCGGCUUUUUUGGCAGCGGCACAGGAUGCCGCACUGGACACAAUCUACUUUUUGUUGCAUGCCGAGCCUCAAGUGGUGGUGGUUUCACCAUCAUCAUAG
This is a messenger RNA of Seminavis robusta, 1470 nucleotides long. NCBI's taxonomy places the organism in Eukaryota, Bacillariophyta, Bacillariophyceae, Naviculales, Naviculaceae. The record is from the annotation of a GenBank genome assembly.